Anolis carolinensis (green anole) is the source of this 4266-nucleotide messenger RNA. RefSeq names its product keratin, type II cytoskeletal 5. The transcript has 9 exons. Gene Ontology annotation, molecular function: structural constituent of skin epidermis. Gene Ontology annotation, biological process: keratinization; intermediate filament organization. Bases 50 to 1570 code for a protein of 506 amino acids. The record is from RefSeq and is a predicted model, not a curated record. Gene Ontology annotation, cellular component: keratin filament. NCBI's taxonomy places the organism in Eukaryota, Metazoa, Chordata, Lepidosauria, Squamata, Anolidae.
UCAAAAAUCAGUCAGAGUUACUAAGAAUUUUAGUGCAUCUUCGGCUGUUAUGCCAGGUAGCCGAACUGGCUUUAGCACAGUUUCAGUAUCCCGGGGAGGUGGAGCAGGCCUUGGACAUGGUGUUGGUGGCUUCGGGAGCAGGAGCCUUCAUGGUUUUGGAGGAAGUAAAAGAAUCUCCAUGGGUGGCUAUCGCACUGCCCGAUCUGGAUACGGUUAUGGGUUAGGUCACGGAGGAGUUGGGUACAGGAUCGUCGGUGGUUCUGGGUACGGAGUUGGAGCUGGUGGCAUCCAUGAGGUGACGGUCAACCAAAACCUUCUGGCUCCUCUCAACUUGGAGAUUGACCCAACCAUCCAAAGAGUAAGGAAGGAAGAGAAGGAGCAGAUCAAGACACUCAACAACAAAUUUGCCUCCUUCAUUGACAAGGUCCGCUUCCUAGAGCAACAAAACAAAGUGUUAGAGACAAAAUGGAGCCUCCUGCAAGACCAAAAGAUCACCCGCCAUAAUUUUGAUGCAAUGUUUGAGGCAUACAUCACUAAUCUAAGGAGGCAACUGGAGGGUAUUUUGGGAGAGAGACCACGGCUAGAGUCAGAGCUGAAGAAUAUGCAGGAUACUGUGGAAGACUUCAGGAUCAGGUAUGAAGAUGAAAUUAACAAGCGUACAGCUGCAGAAAAUGAAUUUGUUGUUCUCAAAAAGGAUGUGGAUGCUGCCUUUAUGAACAAGGUUGAACUGGAGGCCAGAGUGGAUUCCAUAAAUGAUGAAGCCACUUUCCUGAAAAGUUUCUAUGACGCCGAAUUAGCCCAGAUGCAUGCCCAAGUUUCAGACACCUCUGUAAUUCUCCAAAUGGACAACAGCCGAAACCUGGACCUGGAUAGCAUCAUUGCUGAAGUUAAAGCUCAGUAUGAAGAUAUUGCCAACAGGAGCCGAGCAGAGGCAGAAUCAUGGUAUCAAAGCAAGUAUGAGGAGUUGCAGCUGUCAGCUGGAAGGCAUGGAGAUGAUCUGCAUAAUACAAAGAUUGAGAUCUCAGAGUUGAACCGCAUGAUCCAAAGGCUCCACUCCGAGAUUGACAAUGUUAAAAAGCAGUGUGCCGGCCUGCAAGCAUCCAUUGCUGAUGCAGAGCAGCGUGGAGAACUUGCCCUGAAAGAUGCCAGGAACAAGCUAGCUGGAUUGGAGGAGGCUCUGACGAAGGCCAAGGCGGACAUGGCCCGUCAGCUACGAGAGUACCAGGAGCUGAUGAAUGUCAAGCUGGCCUUGGACAUUGAGAUUGCCACCUACAGGAAGCUACUGGAAGGAGAGGAGAGCAGGCUUGCUGGAGAGGGAGUUGGUGCAGUAAACAUUUCUGUUGUCCAUUCAUCCGGAGGCAUGAGCUAUGGUGGCGGCAGCAGUGCCAUGGGCCUUGCAGGAGGAGCUGGUCUCGGCUAUGGAGGAGGAGGCCUCAGCAUGGGAGGAACCAGCAUCAGCUCCGCUAGUGGAAGAGGGCUUGCCGGGAGCAUAGGUUCGGGUAGGGGGAGCAGUUCCAGUAUGAAAAUUGUAUCCAAAACAUCUACAACCAGAAAGAGCUAUCAGAGCUAAAGGCUUUGGCUGUAAAAAUCAGUUAGACCAAAUCCCCACUCCAGGCAGAACAAACAACACAUGGCAUUACCACCAAUAUCUCUAACUCAGCAUGUGGGGGAAUUCUGUUAUCUUUUAGUUGUUUUUUCAUUGCAGUUUUCAUCAGCCUUUCUAGUGUAGUAAGUGGUGAGGGAUGAUGAGAGUUGCAAUCCAAAACCAGCUGGGAGACUAAAUGUUUCUCAUUCCUUCUAUAAAGCAUGGGGCAAUUUCUAGCAUAGCACGGACAUGGGGGACAGGGCUACUUUCUCCCGCAAAGGACUCCAGCUGUUUUAAUUUUGAUGCAAUCAAACCAGCUGGAGAGAAACAUUUUAGAGGUACAAAGUCAUUAGCCAAAGAAGGGUUCAGUUCACAUGCAGUAUUCUGGCUUAGUUUUGCUGUGUGGUUUUAACUUGGCCCAUGCUUUGCAGAAUUUUUUCACAAGCCCCAUUCUAUCAUGCAGGUUGUGUUUCCAUUAAGUCUAGCUUGCUCCUAUCCCUCAUCUUGCAUCAGAAAUCCAAAAGCUUCUUGUCAAGUGAUUCUUGCUAUACAUAUAACCUUUCCUAACUAAUGUAUACUUCUCCAAAGUCUCAGUGGUUCAACAGCCUCCGAUUUGGAUUCCAAGUUCUCUUCAUUCUGGGCUAAAAUAGUGCUGCUCUACAACCCACAAAUUUUGGACAGUGAGUUGCCAAUGCCAAAGGUUCCCAUUUGUCUGAUAUAUUUAAAAUAUUUUGCAUGUACUCUAGCAUCCAUACUUGGUUCUCUUGCAACAACUAUACUCUUCUACUGAAAUGAAUAGGAAGCCUCUGAGGAGUUUCUCAUCUACACUUUAGAUUCCAUAUUCGUUGCACAAAUAGCUGAAUCUGGUUAUUUAUAAAAGGGCCACUCAAGUCCAUACUGAAAAACAUUAUAUUUGAUCAGCGCGAGAAGCUACAUUUGAUCCUGACAAGCUCCUCUAUAUGCAUGAUUCCAGCUUUGUUUUGUCAGCAUUAAUGGCUUUUCACAGGAUUUUGUCACAUUAGGAAUAUAAUUAUCCAGUAGUCUAUCUUUCAUCCUAUUCUUGAUUUUUAAUAGAUAUGUGAUAACUGCCGCUUUUCAAAGAUAUCGUAAACCUGCAUAGUCUAUCAGCAGAUACUGUACUAUACCUUACUGAACAAUAUGGUAGUAUUCUGUUUUUUCCCCCUGAUAAUCAUAUCUUAGGGGGUAAUUGCAAUUUUAAAACCCUUUAACAACUUGGUAAUUAACCUAUUCAAUGAUUUGAUUUAAAAUCCCAUAACUACUUAGUAAUUAAACCAUUUGUUAUUUGCUUAAAAACAGUCACAACCCACCUAAAGUUAAAUAGGUCAAGUGCUGCUGAUUCACUCUGUCAAAUAAAUGUGUGAAGUUACCACCAUCUUCCAUGGCUAAUAGAGAAUGGGGUGCUGAAGGGCAAAUAGUACAAAAGAGACCACAUCAUCUACAGCACAAAUCCAAAACUAGCAAUCAUUCAGUCUCCAGAAAAUGAAGUAAAAAUUAAAAGUGCCAAUAAUAGUUUUGACCUAAGAAGAGUUAGCUAUGACCUUACAUUAUGGCUACCUUUGGCUGAAUCAUGUCCUGCAUAAGACAAGCCAUGGAAAUUAUAACAAUCUAUUUUUUUUCUUUUCAUAUGUAUUAUUUUAUAGGGCCGGGAAAAAAUAAAAGUUUUCAUAGGCAUUGUGUUUGUUCUUUUAAAAUCCCAGAAAAAAGCUGGAUUUAUUAUCCUAUCACAGAAAAUCAUCUUUAAAAGAUACAGUUAAACAACAGGUGUGCACCUUUCUUGAGCUACAAAAUACUUUUGUAUAACAUUAUAUAUUUUUAGUUUUCAAAACUUUUGAGGAUCUUUGAAUGGUGUUUCUAGUGCUGGCACACUGAAAGCAUUAUGAAUAUAACCACCUUAUCAUAUUGGGGCUUUUUGCCCCUCGUAGCACUUUGGAGAUGGUCCCUGCAGAGCACCAUCACAUGAUACUUGGCAGGCCCCACCUUCUUUAUCCUCCAAGUGCUGAGGAAGCUUCCUUGGCAACAAGGGAAUGGUAAGAAUGUUUUGGGUAGCUCCAUUGGGGCUACACACAUUCUUUUGCCCUUUGCUCCAUCUGAUGGGGGAAUGGGAAUGUGACAAUGCACACCCUUUCCUCCAUCUGAUAGGGACAGGGUGCCAACACACCUUGUCCUGUCCCCACCAUGUAAUAGGGGAAGGAAGGAGGGUGUGCGGGGUGCCACAAGGCACCCCAUGGAACUGCCAAUGAAAUAAACUGUUUGGACUUGGAGAAACACAAUAUUUUACAACAAAACUAUGAAAUAAUUGUAAACUACAAUGUUGGAAUUAAAAAUAUUAAGACUAUUAGAUAUUCUUAAUCUGAAAUCCUAAAAUUCAGUUAUGGAAAAAUGGCAAAUUAGUUUUACCAACUGUUACAUAACAUGAGUGUGAUAUGGCAGCAAGAUUAAAACUCAGAUAAAAACCAUAAGGAUGUAUCCAUUACCACCCCCUAGAAUCACUUGUCAUAAGCAAAAUGGCCACAUUUGUGGAUUGUCUCUAGGCAUGUUUAUUGUUUGUGCCCUCUAAAGAAGAGAAUCAUUGUAAUCAGACUACUGCUCCACUUGUUACUUUGUAUUUGCAUUGAAAUCUUUCAGGUUUCAAGGAAUUGCCUUAAUAAAUUGCUGUUAAC